Pelobates fuscus (common spadefoot toad) is the source of this 1300-nucleotide messenger RNA. RefSeq names its product GRB2 related adaptor protein 2 (gene GRAP2). Gene Ontology annotation, molecular function: phosphotyrosine residue binding. The coding region runs from base 170 to 901 and encodes 243 amino acids. Gene Ontology annotation, cellular component: nucleoplasm; plasma membrane; cytoplasm. Gene Ontology annotation, biological process: signal transduction; regulation of MAPK cascade. Lineage: Eukaryota; Metazoa; Chordata; Amphibia; Anura; Pelobatidae. The record is from RefSeq and is a predicted model, not a curated record. The transcript has 7 exons.
AGUGUGCAUGCAACCCUCUUUACGCAUACCUGCUGAAAAUUAAACAAAUGCUUCCGUGACAAUUGUCUCCUAUAUAUAUAGAAAUUCUGGAAUUUCAAUGACAAGAGGACUAAUAGAGAAACAAUAUUAACGACUGGUUUUCAUCUUAUGUAUACCUGCCGAGGAGACGAUGGAAGCUGCGGCAAUGUACGAGUUUGUUGCAUCAGGGGAAGAUGAACUGAGUUUUAAAAAGGGGGACGUGCUAAAGAUUCUAGACUCUGAUGAUAAUUGGUAUAAAGCAGAGCUCCGGGGAAGCGAGGGAUAUGUUCCGAAAAACUAUGUUCAAGUACAGAAUCCAAGAUGGUACAGGGAGAACAUAUCCCGUGCGGAUGCAGAGAAUUUACUCAUGGGCAAAUGUCUUGGAUCUUUCAUCAUUCGAGGCAGCCAGACCUCCAAAGGGGAAUUCUCAAUCUCAGUCAGGCACGAAGGAGAUGUUCAGCAUUUCAAAGUCAUGCGGGACAACCGUGGAAAUUAUUUCCUAUGGACAGAGAAAUUCAAGUCAAUCAACAAGAUGGUGGAGUACUACAAAACGUCAUCUAUCUCUAGACAGCUACAGAUUUACCUUCGAGAAGAUGCACCAGAAACAGAGGGGGCAUUCGGUGAAUCAAAAGUCCAGAAGCCUGCUGCAGAGAGAUACCCUGUAGUUCGUCAGGAACAGAAAGAGGUCUCAGUUGUCCCAAAGCGUUCUAGAAGGGUCAAGGCUCUCUUCGAUUUCAAAGCCAUGGAGCCAGAUGAACUGGACUUCCAUGCUAGUGACAUAAUUGAAGUGCUGGACUACUCUAAUUCUUCCUGGUGGAUGGGGAGAUUGGGGGACAGAGUGGGCCUUUUCCCUUCCAAUUACGUGGCAAGCAUCGACCGAUGACAACAUGAAAGUGCAGAUAAAGGAAUCUCCAUAGGUGAUCGGAGAGAGGAAGGACAUCACCUGGCCAAAAACUGCUGAGAUGUACCUAGCAGAUAUUUACUACAUUUUUAGGUGGGGUAAUAGUUGGUAAAAACUGCCUUUGGUACCCUGUAACUAAAUAAAUAAAUGAAUGAUAAUGUAUACUUCCACAAAAGUAUGUUAAAACAAAAUAUUGAUCAUGUUAUAUAUUUUAUGGAGUGAGUUUUAUUUUUAGAUUUUACUAUAUGUUGUUUGCAUUUUCCUUGCUACAUUGUUUUGUUACACAACAGAAAAUGAGUAAGCGCUAAUUAACAAAUAGGCAGCAACCCCAAAAAGGGAAAUCCCUUAAAACCCUUUUAAAAUUCCAGAAAAGAGACAGAA